Molecule: messenger RNA, 614 nt
Organism: Prorocentrum cordatum
Lineage: Eukaryota; Dinophyceae; Prorocentrales; Prorocentraceae
Source: the annotation of a GenBank genome assembly
GGCACGACCACACUAGGAAGAAACACCACGGCGACAACGUCGAGCAGCAGCAGUUGAAGGUGGAGAGGUCAGGCAUCUCAAGGUCCAACAUCGCGGAUUCGCCCCUGCUGCUGGUAGGCGUUCUGGAGGCGAGAGGUAGCGAAGGGCGCGCGUUUCCAGACGGUUACAUUGACAUCGGUGGUCCUGCCGCCGACGGCGGUCACGGUGGUGCUCUGCUCAUCGCCAUCUUCAUCUCCUACGGCCUCGUCGGAUCGCACGAGCUCCGCAUUGCCGGCAGUCGCGUCAGGGCGCUUAGAAAACCGCCGGCCGUUCUCAUCAUCAGGAUCAGGGCGCCCUGCUUGGACCUCACUGCGGCGGUCGCACAUGCGCGUCAUCACCACGCCCGCAUAACCAUGAGAGAGCAGCGGUGGCAACAACUUCGGCAGUGCAUGCAGCAGUGGCAGGUCGCCAUGCUGCUCACAGGCGACCCCAACGGCCAGCAGUUAGCGGAGAUGGCGUGUGAGGUGGGCAUGUCAUUGGUCAACACCAUCUUCGUUUCGGGUCCUACUCUGCGGAGUUCCAAGGGCGACGGCAAGCGCGUCGACUGCGCCGGACUGAUUCAGCCGCUGGCAACG